ACGGUAAAUUGAAAACAAAAUCCCCACUUUAUAAUUUAGUUUCAAAUCCGUCACCAGAAAAAAAGGGAAAAAAAAGAAGAAGAAGAAAGUUCGCACUCGCGAGUCUCUGACACACUCCGAGCCCCAAUUCUGCUCCCACUGCUCUCUCUCCCUCUCUUUCUCUUCGGUAAUCACCGUUCAAUUCCGUGGUCUUCAGUACGGUUAACGAAUCGGAAAUUCUCUUUGCAACGGCGUCGUUUCUCAGUGUCUGUUUAAGCUGAAUCGAGCAAUCUUUGGCCUGCUUCGCUCUCCGAUUGGCUGGGAUUUGUUUAGGGUGCUUCUUUGGAAUUGGUAGCGGUUUCAUUAUUUGGGUGGUAAACUGGCUAUGGAUUACGAGCCGUACGAUAGCAGUGGAACAGAUGAUGAUCUUCCUCCAACACAUCAAAACAGAAUUCCUCGAGGAGGCCGUGUUGCUGGGAAUGGAAGAUCUGCCGUGGGCUCCGUCCCAUAUCCUAGGAUGUAUGGUGAGACUGAUAUGGAAACCCAAAUUCACCAACUUGAGCAAGAAGCAUACAGUUCAGUUUUAAGAGCCUUCAAAGCUCAAGCCGAUGCCAUUACUUGGGAGAAGGAAAGUUUAAUAACAGAACUCAGAAAAGAGUUGAGACUAUCAAAUGAGGAGCACAGAGAGCUUUUAGGGCGGGUUAAUGCAGAUGACGUCAUACGGAGGAUAAGGGAGUGGAGACAGGCAGGUGGUCAUCAAUCUGCCAUGCUGAGUACAGGUCAAGCUGUUCAUGAUCCUGUACCCAGUCCCACUGUCUCUGCAUCUCGCAAGAAACAGAAGAUAACCCAUUCGGUCCCUUCACAAUCCUAUGGUGGGCCAUCUCCACCAUUUCACCAACCAGCCAUUGCUACAUCUCACCAGCCAUCCUCGUCGACAGCAAAGCGAGGAUCACUGCCAGGACCCAAGGCAAAGAAGCAGAAACCUGGUACAGUGUUACCCGUUGCAUCUUCAAUGAAGCAGUACCCUCUGUCCGGUCCAAGUGGGAGGGGUCAAGUUGCUAAUAGAGUUUCUUCUGCUGCUGUUGCGAGUCAGCCUCCUGAAGGAGCGACAUUGGAUCCAUUGAUUGGGAGGAGAGUGAGGACCAGGUGGCCAGAUGACAAUAACUUUUAUGAAGCUGUCAUAACUGACUACAAUCCUGUUGAGGGGCGACAUGCUUUGGUCUACGAUAUUGGCUCAGCCAAUGAGACAUGGGAGUGGGUCAAUCUUUCAGAGAUCUCUUCUGAAGAUAUUCAAUGGGUAGGGGAGGAUCCUGGAAUCUCCCAUCGAUCUGGUUAUGGUGGAUUUGGUCAUGGGAUUAAUAGAUCUGUAGGCCACGACAGUAUUCCAAGUGUAGGACGAGGUAGGGGGGUUACAAAGGGCCAUUCCAGAAAAGAUUUUCUGCCAUCACAAAAUGGCAUUGGAAAGAAGGCCCCAGAGGAUAUAAAAAUUCUUCAGACAGAAACUCUGAUCAAGGAGGUAGAGAGAGUGUUUGGUGCAAUUCAUCCAGAUCCUCUUGAAAUUGAAAAAGCCAAGAAAAUGUUGAAGGAACAAGAGCAAGCACUUAUUGAUGCAAUUUCAAGGCUUAAUGAGAUUUCUGAUGGCGAAAGUGAUGAGGGUGGCCGCCAAUUCUCGCUUGGGCAGUCAAUGGAUCGAGAAUGAUUAGGGACUGGUUCUGACAGUAAGCAGCAGGGCACAUGCUCGUGGUGAUACAAGGUUUGGAGGGUUAUAAGAUGCCCAGUGAUAAGACUAAAAUCAAACAUCUGAUAUUAGAGCUACUUUCUAGGAUAAUGCCAUCUUCCAAUUUAAUGAAAGGAAACAUUAAAUUUAUUUUAGCUGGGUAGUAAUUUAUUUGUUAAACAGUAAGAGUUCACGUAGGAUAGGCUGAUACUGGUGUACAUUUCUUGAUUAGUGACUAACUGAUCGUGUACAAAUUUAUCUCA
Messenger RNA from Carya illinoinensis, 1959 nucleotides. Its product is annotated as protein EMSY-LIKE 3-like. Gene Ontology annotation, biological process: defense response to fungus. Lineage: Eukaryota; Viridiplantae; Streptophyta; Magnoliopsida; Fagales; Juglandaceae. Gene Ontology annotation, cellular component: nucleus. The record is from RefSeq and is a predicted model, not a curated record. The coding region runs from base 365 to 1678 and encodes 437 amino acids. The transcript has 10 exons.